AUGGCUUUGGCCGAAAAAGGAAACAGUUCGCGUUUGAACGUGCAGCUGUUCCCACGUAAUAAGAUGGCCUGGGGACGUUAUCUCUCUAGUAAGCAAUACUCACUUCAGUCCGAAACAAUCAAGAAAUUGCUCUUGUCAUUGUCAUCAAGUCUCCUCAAUUUUGAUAGCAAAUGGGCCGUAUCUGGAACGACAAGCCCCUACGAGGCUCUUGUGGCCAUAUACUCCAUCAGCCACCUAAAUUGCAAAGUGGCUUUACUGCUUCUCUCAUCUUCAGGAUGGGAUGUCUAG
Trichoderma reesei QM6a is the source of this 288-nucleotide messenger RNA. RefSeq lists its product as uncharacterized. The record is from RefSeq and is a predicted model, not a curated record. The transcript has 5 exons. Lineage: Eukaryota; Fungi; Ascomycota; Sordariomycetes; Hypocreales; Hypocreaceae. The coding region runs from base 1 to 288 and encodes 95 amino acids.